Bradysia coprophila is the source of this 2020-nucleotide messenger RNA. Its product is annotated as neutral amino acid uniporter 4-like. Gene Ontology annotation, biological process: amino acid transmembrane transport. NCBI's taxonomy places the organism in Eukaryota, Metazoa, Arthropoda, Insecta, Diptera, Sciaridae. Gene Ontology annotation, cellular component: vacuolar membrane. The record is from RefSeq and is a predicted model, not a curated record. Gene Ontology annotation, molecular function: L-amino acid transmembrane transporter activity.
GUUGUAGUCUUCAUUUACGACAGUUUACAAAUCGUAUUAACACUUCAGUGGAUGCAGCGUGUGCACAAAACUGAGAUCAAAUAAAAAUACGAAGAAAAUAUUUGGCUAAAAAAAAUAAAAAAAAUAAAUAAAUAAUUUCGUUCAGAUGUACGAAAGACGUUAAAUGUUUAGUGGUGAUAUUAAAUCAAAUUAUCGUUAUUAUUUUGGAAAUUGGUGUUUGUUGUUUACCACUCGUGUAGUAGGUCUGUGCUAAUAUGCCUAAACAUUUAAUUAUUAGCGAAAAUAACAUUGAAAUUACUGAAAAGUUGUCGUAAAGAUAAAUCACAAUCCAAUAAUGAAAAUAAUCGAAAUAAUGAUUGAAAAAGAAAUUUUAUAAAAAAAAAAAUUCGUGAAAUAUGUUAACAGUUUACAGUCAUAAUCACUAAUAUCAGACACUGAGUGAAACUAAAAUAAUCUAAAUUUGAGUUUGGAAUCAACUUGAAUGUGAUGGAAAUGGCAGAGAAUAAAGGUGGAUUGUACGUAAUAUCAGAUAAAUUAACUUCGAAUGUAGAUUUGCCACUAACAAAAUCAGGCGUGGAGUCAAAGGAAAUACUGACGAUCCGUGAUGAGGAAAAACCAAAAGUUGGAAGAAAUGGAGCAAUUGGCGGUGGAGAUGCUCAUGCUAUCAAUUCUGAUCAUCCAACAUCUUACCUAGAAACCAUAACGCAUUUGCUGAGAGGAAACAUUGGUUCAGGUGUGUUUGCAAUGGGCGACGGUUUCAAAAAUGGAGGUCUCUUCCUAGCUCCGGUUCUUACUUUAUUCAUUGGAGUCGUUAGUGUACAUAGUCAGCAUAUACUACUAAAAGUUUCGAAAAGAAUGAGAGAUAAAUUCGGCUACGAAACUGAUCCAGAUUUUGCCUUAACCGUGGAACUUGCCUUUGCAAGUGGACCGCCCAUGUUGCGGAGUUGGGCCCGAUCGAUGAAAAUCAUUGUAAAUAUUUUCAUUUGUGUAACGCAAAUUGGAUUUUGUGCAAUUUAUUUUGUAUUUAUUAGCUCCAGUUUAAAGCAAGUUUUCGAUUACUAUGGCUUUGAGAUGAAUGUACAAUUAGUUUUGGCCUUCACACUUGUACCCAUGCUAAUACCAUCGCUCAUAACAAACCUUAAGUAUUUAGCCCCAUGUUCGUUGAUUGCAAAUUUUCUUAUGGCAACGGGCAUCGGUGUUGUUUAUUAUUAUGCAUGCAAAGACCUUCCAAGUGUGACCGAGCGGAAUUAUUUUCCUCCAAACUUUCAAACGUUACCGUUAUUUUUCGGGACAGCAAUUUUUGCAUUCGAGGGAAUCGCAUUGGUACUACCGCUCAAAAAUUCGAUGAAAAAUCCAUCUAAUUUUUCCCGUCCAGCUGGUGUUCUUAAUAUGGGUAUGAUUUUCGUCACAACAUUGUUCAUCACAUUUGGUUUUGUCGGAUAUUUGUGUUGGGGUGAUGAUGUUGCUGGCAGUUUAACAUUAAAUUUACCGCAGGAUGAAAUAUUGGCACAAGUGGUGAAGGUCACUGUUUCACUGGGGAUGUGGUUAACAUUUCCGCUGCAAUUUUUCGUUCCCAUUCAAAUAAUGUGGCCACAAAUUAAUCAGAGAUUUGGCCCAUUCAAAAAUCCUUUGAGAUACGAAUUACUGUUCCGGACGCUAAUGGUCCUGAUAACCUUCACGAUAGCUGAAUUGGUACCGAGAUUAAAUUUAUUUAUUUCCUUGAUCGGUGCUUUGUGUGCCACUGCCCUAGCAUUGGUGUUUCCUCCAGUGAUACAAUUGGUAUCAUCUUUCAGCACUUCUGAAGGUCUAGGAGUAUUAGUGAUACUAAAAAAUUGUGUAAUUUUGACGAUAGCCAUACUGGGAUUUUCAACAGGAACCUACGAAAGUAUUUCGGCACUAGCGGUUGCCUUUUUUGAUUGACAAUCGUGACAACAUGAGAGUAAAUAUUUUUUUAGUUUAUUUGAUGUACACUAUAUUAUUAUAAUGUUUUUGACAAUAAAUACAUGUGAAUUUAAAAAAA